AUGGCAUCGCGAGACUUAGUUGGACGCCCACUGGUGCCAUUCUUCGAUAGCGACGACAACGUGAACGACUCAUUGCAGCUGGCAGAGGGAGAUGACGAGCAUGAGGAGAUGGACGUCGACGCGCGAGUCUGGGAUAAAGAACUCGGCUACUUUGUGUACCCCUCUGAGAAACAGGGAGUCACAAUUGCAAACCGGGAAUCGAGGACGGACAGCGGCAGCAAAUUGCUGCUCACGCCCUCCAUGAUGCUGUCCAGCAGUGCACCAGAACACUUCAACUUUAUGACUGCAAACGGGAAUCCUGUACAAGCUACUACAGAUGACGCUCCUGCGCGCAGCAGCUCAGCAAAGCGUGGAUCGAAACAGAAGAGACCCAAUACACCGGGACGGCGACGGAAGGACAAAGACGAAGGUGAGGAGGCAUCCGCAGUAAACACUAUAUCAUCCAAGAAGGGCAAAAACAAAGCUGGCAACACGAACAGCAGUGGUAAUGGCCAGCAAUCGCGUAAUGGGAAGCAAAAGGAGCAGCUCUCAGCCUCCGGCAAAUGGGCCUGGUCAGCGUUCCAGUCGUCGCCCGACCCGACUGAGCUGCCAAUGCCGCCGUUCCUCACUAAACCAUCGGGAGGUAUAAGCAACGGCGAUAACUCUCCUCGUGUUCCAAAAGCCCCAGCGCCUCCUCUUCCGCCUACACCUCCGCCAACUCAGCAUACGAGUGUGCCAUUCGCGCCACCAUUGCCUCCAGGGCCUCCUCCUUCGCAUCCACCGCUACCACCGAUGCCUGCAACACCUCCGGAUGCACAGAUGUCUAUCGAGUUAUCGAUGACUCAAGAUCUCCGUAGGAUGCUGAAUAUUGGCGGAGGGUAA
Phytophthora nicotianae INRA-310 is the source of this 861-nucleotide messenger RNA. RefSeq lists its product as hypothetical. The transcript has 2 exons. Bases 1 to 861 code for a protein of 286 amino acids. The record is from RefSeq and is a predicted model, not a curated record. Lineage: Eukaryota; Oomycota; Peronosporomycetes; Peronosporales; Peronosporaceae.